Molecule: messenger RNA, 5541 nt
Organism: Lagopus leucura (white-tailed ptarmigan)
Lineage: Eukaryota; Metazoa; Chordata; Aves; Galliformes; Phasianidae
Gene: VWDE
Product: von Willebrand factor D and EGF domains
Exons: 30
Coding region: 1-5490 (1829 amino acids)
Biological process (GO): anatomical structure development
Cellular component (GO): cell surface; extracellular region
Molecular function (GO): signaling receptor binding; calcium ion binding
Source: RefSeq, a predicted model, not a curated record
AUGCCGUGGGGCGCCCGCCUGUGGCUGUGCGCGGCCGUGCUGGGCUGCCUGGCGGCGGCGAAGCCCCUCCGGAGAGGUCUUGAAUGCCAUCCUGGUGGACAUCAGAUCCUGCAGAGCCCUUACCGAAGUGUUAAUUUUGAUUCAUCCCACCUCCAGCAGUCAGCUAUUCAGGAUUUAAUAUGUGACCAUUCCCUAGCACCAGGAUGGUAUCGCUUUAUGAUUUUUGAUAAGCCUGCUGAGAUGCCAACCAAAUGUGUGGAGAUGAAUCACUGUGGUACUCAAGCCCCUGUCUGGUUGUCUCUGAAGGAGUCAGAAUCCAUGCCUCGACCUGGUGAGAUCAAGCAGCUCACAGCCUGUGCAACAUGGAAAUUUUUCUUCAGCAUGUCCAAAGACUGCUGCCUUUUUCGAAUCCCUGUCAGUGUGAGGAACUGUGGAGAUUUCUUUGUUUACUUACUACAACCCACACAAGGAUGCAUGGGUUAUUGUGCAGAAGGUGAGGUGGCUCCUUCAACGUCUCCAUCUGUGUCACCACCACUACCAGCCAUUCCUGAGGUUGCAGCAGAGUUGAUCAAAGGGAGUAUUUACCUAAGAUGUACCUUUGGCAUUCCUUUUGCAAACAGCUCAGUUGGAUUCAUUGUGACUUGGUCAAGACUUUCUCCUGAAGGCAUCAAAGAAGAACUGAAACAUGAGAGAACAGUUCAUACGUUCUCACUCUUAGAGUUAGAUGGGACAAGUGUCAGACUUGGAGAAAGAGUCUACUGUAGCAGUUCUGCUUUCUUCAUGGAGAAGCCAAGCAUACAUAGCAGUCCAGUUGAGAGCAAGGAAUUUUUUGCUGGCAUUAAGAUACAUCCAGAAGCGUAUGAUAUAUCAGAAGAUGGCAAGGAAUACAGACUGUCAAUAGAAAGCAGAAUCCCUGUUCCUUGUCCCGAAUUUAACCAGGUUGAAAGUGACUGCAGAAUAUCACUAAGAUUGAAUACUGUUGAUGAAGGUAAAGAACAACUAGGUUUAAACUUGGCUCUUUCUUCUUGUCAUGUGGAUCUUCUCCAGAAACCCUGUAGAAAUGGAAUCUGUAGUCAAGCAAUAAUUUACUUCACUGCUGUGACAGACUUUAUGCAGGACGGAGACAGAAUUACCAGAAUUACAGUCGAACCAAUAUCCAGUGAGAAUUUCCUGUGGAAUGGCUAUGUUCCAGAAAGCGCAAAGAUUACUGUAAAGGAUCUACCGACUGCAUACUGCUACUCAUUUACUGACCCUCAUAUAAUAACGUUUGAUGGAAGACUCUAUGACAAUUUUAAAACAGGAACAUUUGUUCUCUAUAAGAGUACAGCUCGAGAUUUUGAAGUUCAUGUUCGCCAGUGGGAUUGUGGAAGUCUUCAAUAUCCAGCAUCCUGUAACUGUGGCUUUGUUGCCAAAGAAGGAAGUGAUAUAAUUGCAUAUGAUAUGUGCAGUAGUCAGCUACAUGAGUCACAGCCAUACUUAUCCAUAAUAAGUAGAGACACAACAGGAAGCAACGUCAGAAUCACUGAAUCCUACCUAGGAAGAAAAGUAACAGUUUUGUUUUCUUCUGGAGCUUUCAUUCGUGCUGAUAUGAGUGAAUGGGGAAUGAGCAUAACACUUAGGGUGCCCAGUUCAGAUUACAGAAAUACAAUGGGGCUCUGUGGCACCUUCGAUGGAAUUGCAGAGAAUGACUUUCACACUGCCAAUGGUGUGGAAAUUCCAAACAAUUCUGAUGCUCUUCUUUUGUUUAUAAAGGAAUGGAGAAUUCCACCAGGAGGUAGCUUGUUUGACAAGACACCUUCUUCAUUACCAUCUUCUAGGAAAACAAAUUUCUGUGACUGCACAUUUGAAGAUGUUGGGUUAGAUCCAUCAGUACAUAAACUAAAGGCAGUUUCUAAAUCGGAACUUCCCCUGUCUUGUAAAGACAGUGAAAAUGGUAGAUUUCUUUCUUUGAUACCUGGACUGGAUGUCACUGCUGAGUAUCUCAGCCCUAUUGAUCUUGUCAAAGGCUUAAACAAACAUUCAUCUGUACAUGAAAUGGAUUCUGCUGCACUUCUGGAAAAGGAGGAUAAUCAAACCAAACUUCACAAAUCAUCAUUAGUAAAGCCACAUGUCUCUGCAACCUCAAAAAUAAGUUCUGGUAUGGAAAAAGAAAGAACUUCAAGCUCAGACAUUAAAAGAAUUUCUGAUGGCUACAGUAAUCAGAAAAGUCAAUCUGCUACAAAUAGAAGGAAGCGCCAAAGUUAUUACAAAUAUCAUCCAGUAUUUCUAUUCCAAAAUCUAAGCCAAAUGGAUUUAGAGGCAUAUAGGUACUUUUUCCCAGAGGACCACACCACUGACAAAGACAAGAAGUUUCUUCCUUCUUGGCCCACACCUUCUGGCCUCACUGAGUCCAGUGCUCUGAGACUGUGCCAGCAGGCAAUAGCCAAUUCCAGUAUAGGAAGAGCUUGUGGUGGCCUUCUUGGUAGGAGAAUGGAAGAUGCAAUCAGUAUCUGUGUUAAAGAUUUACUGUUGAAAGAUGACCUCAGAUGGGCAGAAGCUUCAUUAGCUCUUUUAGAGAAUGAAUGUGAGAAGAGAGUUUUAGAAGAAAUAAACUACAGUCAACAGGAACUUCAGGGGUUUGUUGAGAACCUGCUUACUGCACUGAAGUGUCCCAGUCUGUGCAGUGGUAAUGGAGAAUGUACAGAAUGGGGUUGUGCAUGCUUUCAAGGCUAUGGUUCAUACGACUGCAGUAUACUGUCUGACCAACCUCCAGAAAUAAUAGAGCUGGAAAAUGCUGGGCUAUGUGAUAUUCGUCAGUAUGACUGCACGUCAGUGAGGGCUUUUGGACAUGGCUUCAGAGAGUCAUCGAAUCUGAAGUGUGAAAUUAUCAGAUUGCAAUAUACUGAUAACCAGUGGAUUCCUGGAGAGCCUCUAAUUAUGUCAGCUGCCUUCCAAAAUGUCAGGACUGUCGACUGCGAGUUACCGAAUAAUGGCCCACAGUCUGAUGUCAUGGAUCUGGUUGAUGAUAAACCCAUUGCCUGGUGGAAAAUAAAGAUUUCUAAUGAUGGAUUAACUUACAGCAAUUCUAAAACAAUGAUAAUAUACGAUGGAGCCUGUCAGAUAUGUGAACUACAGGAAUCUGGAUUAUGUGCACUAAAGGAGAAAACAUGCAAUAUAGAUGGACUCUGUUACGGUGAAGGUGACACGAAUCCAACCAGCCCUUGCUUACUCUGCAGACCCGACACAUCAAGGUUAAGUUGGUCAGUUGUUGAAAACAACCAGCCUCCUGUGCUUGAAACUUUUCAGGGUAUGCUACAGACUUUUUAUGGAGAAGAUUUUGUAUAUCAGUUUUUGGCUUCAGAUCCAGAGGGCUCUGCUAUUCUUUUCACAUUGGAGUCUGGUCCUGAAGGUGCCAGUCUUUCCCCAUCAGGUCUCCUUUUGUGGAAAGCUGUGUCAAAGAAUCCCCAUAAAUUAACAUUUUCUUUGACAGAUGACUGCAAUGCGGAGACUAAGGUAGAAAUAGAGAUCAGAGUAAAUUCAUGUGAUUGCCUGAAUAAUGGCUCAUGUGUGACAAACAUUAAUUUCCCACCUGGAAGUGGGAGAUACCUUUGUGUGUGUGUGGCUGGAUUUGAAGGUGAUCUCUGUCAAGUGAAUACUGAUGACUGCAAACUCAACCAGUGUGGUACUGGCAAAUGUGUAGAUGGAAUAAACAGCUAUUACUGCGAAUGCCCACCUGAACUUCAAGGUGAAAAUUGUCAAGAAGAUAUAGAUGAAUGUGCAUCCAACCCUUGCUUCCCUGGAGUAUUUUGCUUCAAUACUUUUGGUUCUUACUAUUGUGGUUCAUGCCCAAAAAAUCUACAUGGAGAUGGGAAGUCAUGCUACGAAACCUUUGACGACAUUUACGUUAAAAGAAAAGAUUUCAUAGGGGAAGCUGGAGAGAAUAAAGGUUUUGAACAGUCAUCAUUUGACAAGGUCUUGAGCUCUGUUCCCAGUUCUAUAGAUGUCCCCCGAAGAUUUAUUUCUAUAGAAAUGGACAAUACUAGUACUCCAUCACUCUCCAGACCAAAAACAAUCACCACUGAGAAGUCAUAUAAUUCUCAGAGAAGUGCUUCUGUACAACCAGAUGUAUCUGAAAACAUUGCUCAUGCUGUUGGUAGCAGUAGUGGACACCUUACUGACACAGAAGGGGCUUCUCCAGAAAACACAGUGAUUACAGCUUCUUCAAGGAGCCAUGCUGUAUCAGCUGAGAAGAAAACAAGGACACAAGUUGAGGCCUACAGUCAUUGGGAGACUGGCAAGAAGGCUUCUCUUAGCAGUUCAAUGAAUACAAGCAAAGGGCUUUCUUCGUCACACAAAAUAUUUAAAGGUGGAAAUGCUCACAGAGUUCAGCACUUGUUAGCCAAGCGUAGAAUGAAUCCUUUACUUUUUGCUCUUGCUGAAGUGACUAUCCCACCAGAAAUGCUUCCUGAAGAUUCAGAUGAAAUAGUACUUCCUAAAGCAAUAACCUGUGCUGAACUACCUUGUUUUCCUGGAGUACCUUGUGAGCCAAGUCAGGAUGAUGGAGUCAAGUGUGGUCGUUGUCCCUAUGGUUACUAUGGAGAUGGCUUCAAUUGUAGAGCAAUAUGUAGACAAACAUGUGGCAAAAAUAUGGAGUGUGUGGAACCAAAUAUUUGCAAAUGCAAGCCUGGUUAUGCUGGUUAUAACUGCCAGACAGCACUAUGCAGACCUGAUUGUAAAAACCAUGGAAAAUGCAUUAAGCCCAAUGUCUGUGAAUGUCUACCAGGUUACAGCGGCUCCACUUGUGAAGAAGCACACUGUAAACCACCCUGUAAAAAUGGAGGCACAUGCUUGGCCGGAAAUCUCUGUACCUGCCCCUAUGGUUUUGUAGGACCAAGAUGUGAUACAAUGAUUUGCAACAGGCACUGUGAAAAUGGUGGUGAAUGUCUCACUCCAGACAUCUGCCAGUGUAGAUCUGGAUGGUACGGACCAACGUGCAGUACAGCGAUGUGUGACCCUGUAUGUCGCAAUGGUGGCUCCUGUACUAAGCCAGGUGUAUGCCUCUGUCCACAUGGAUUUUAUGGAACCCAAUGUCAGAAUGCUGUCUGCAGGCCGCCUUGCAAGAAUGGUGGCCACUGUAUGAGAAACAACAUUUGUACUUGUCCUGAUGGUUAUACAGGCAGAAGAUGUGAAAAAAGUGUCUGUGAGCCAAGGUGCAUGAAUGGAGGAAGGUGUGUAGGGCCCAAUGUUUGCUCUUGUCCUUCAGGGUGGAGUGGAAAAAAAUGUAACACACCAGUCUGUCUUCAGGAAUGUAAGAACGGUGGAGAGUGCAUUGGACCCAGUACAUGUCAUUGUCCUCCGCAGUGGGAAGGAAUCCAGUGUCAAACACCUGUGUGCAAUCAGAAGUGCCUGUUUGGAGGCAAGUGUGUGUCACCUAAUGUGUGCUCCUGCCGUCCUGGUUAUACUGGAGUCCUCUGUGGGAAGAAAGUUCAGGUACAGAGACAUCGUAAUUGAAGAAAGGAAGUAUAUCAAUUAAACGCUGCAUGGAUCUGUGACACUUGAAAA